AUUAAGAGACUACAUUUAAAUAUGUAUUUGCCCUCUACAGGAUAGGGUGAAGGCAGAUGAAGUGGGAAACUGAUCAUUUGUAAUUGGCUUUGUUUUAAAAUAUAUUCCAAAUGGCUCAAAACAUUUUAAAAAUACAUCCUCCACACUAUACAGAUCAAAUUGUUUCAUACGAAAGUUAAAAUUCUUCCUCAAACCCCUUAUAGAUAACAAUUUCACAAUUCACCAGGUGUAAACUAGGCCAAGGUGCAGUCACAUUAGUGACAUUUUGGAGAAAGUCAGGUCCACUGUUUAUUGUCAAUAGUGUAGUGAAGUACAGCUCACACAGAAGUCACUUUCAAACCUAGCAGCUUUCUGUUGGUCAACACUGUGAAUUCACGUGACCAACUUGUUGCGAAAUCUGCAUGGAAAUCUUUCACCCUUACAUAAAAUGGUGUGGAUUCCUGUGGAAAUGACUAAAUUUCACCAGUGAAAAUUCACUAAAAAACUAUAAAAGUGACCGUACCGUUCUUUUAUUGUUAAAGUUGAGCAGCUAGUUAUUUUAAAAAAUAACAUUCAAUUGUAAAUGAAAUGCACAAAAAUAAUGAUCUGCUAUUUGUCUGGGCAGUAAUAUGGUGAACGGGUAUUUUGUGAUUUAGCACAGCCGGAAAGCUCUACUGACCACAAAACAAAGAUGAUUCAUUUUUGUUUAAUGAUAUUUUGAUUAUGGGUAAAGGAACACCACGUGACUAACGGGCUCUCUGUAAGCGCAAGUUGUACAAACAAGAUCCUCUGAUCACUGACGGACCGACGGAAGCAUCUCGGAUGGAGAUGACAUUGCGCAUAAUGUAUUCCUCAUGCCGCACAGGCACUUUCGCAGUCAGACUUGGACCUGUCCGUCCCUUCAGCCUUACCGUCCACAGGGGAGGCUACAAGUAUGUGAAUGCUGAGGAGUUGCCUACCGAUAUGAAGUCCAUCACAGACCGUGCAGCACAAACACUGCUGUGGACUGAACUUUUCAGGGGUUUGGGUAUGACAAUGAGUUAUUUGUUCAGAGAACCAGCUACUAUCAAUUACCCAUUUGAGAAAGGCCCUCUCUCUCCCCGUUUCCGUGGUGAGCAUGCACUACGCAGGUAUCCAAAUGGAGAGGAGCGCUGUAUUGCGUGCAAACUGUGUGAGGCUGUCUGUCCUGCUCAGGCCAUCACUAUAGAGGCAGAGACCCGUGCAGAUGGCAGCAGAAGAACAACUCGUUAUGACAUUGACAUGACCAAAUGCAUCUACUGUGGAUUCUGCCAGGAAGCCUGUCCUGUGGAUGCAAUCGUAGAGGGCCCUAAUUUUGAGUAUGCCACUGAGACUCAUGAAGAGCUGCUGUAUAAUAAAGAGAAACUGCUGAAUAAUGGAGAUCGAUGGGAGGCUGAGAUUGCUGCUAACAUUCAGGCAGAUUACCUGUACAGAUGAACAAUUACACCCAAAUAACAUCCAGAUAACAGCAACACAAACAAGAGACAACAUCAGUUCACAAGCUACCUUGCAUCAUCUACUGAAACUAAAAAUGACACUUUGUAUAGAACCAGAUAUAUUUUGUAUAGAAAAGUAUUAAUAUAUUUGCUGUCUAAAUGCACAAAACAUAAUGCACAAUGAAUGUUCAUCUAUCUGUUCAUUUUAAAGUAAUAUAAUGUAUAAUGUUCAUUUUAAAGUAAAUGAU
This is a messenger RNA of Ctenopharyngodon idella (grass carp), 1681 nucleotides long. RefSeq names its product NADH:ubiquinone oxidoreductase core subunit S8b (gene ndufs8b). The coding region runs from base 802 to 1434 and encodes 210 amino acids. Gene Ontology annotation, molecular function: NADH dehydrogenase activity; 4 iron, 4 sulfur cluster binding. Gene Ontology annotation, biological process: mitochondrial respiratory chain complex I assembly; mitochondrial electron transport, NADH to ubiquinone. The transcript has 8 exons. Gene Ontology annotation, cellular component: membrane. Lineage: Eukaryota; Metazoa; Chordata; Actinopteri; Cypriniformes; Xenocyprididae. The record is from RefSeq and is a predicted model, not a curated record.